GCACCUAACACAGAGGCCGCUAUACUCAGUGCCAUUUCCCCACAACAACCAGCCAUUACAUAGCUAGCUGUUUAAGGUCUGUGAGUUUGAAGCUAGCAUGAAUGCAAAGCAUCAAAUUAAAUUCAAGAACGGCUACUUCAGGUGAUAUAAGUUGCAACAAUGCAAUAAAAUGAAUGCUAGGCAAAAAAAAUAAUCUUGAUUAAAAAAAAUACUUUCUUACCUGAAAAUCAGAUUUUUGCUUUUAAAAUUCACAGUGCUGCUAACAGAGACAUGUCACUUCUCAUGUGAGCUUGAAAAUUAAAUUGGCGUCUACGAUAUUGAUGACAUCACCGCAGUUGUUUUCCGAUAUACUGAAAAUGUUACAGCUAACCCAGUGUUACACCACUCCCCGGUCUCCCCUAUUAGCUCUGGAAAAGAUGUUUUGCUGACAGUAUAGUGAACCAAUGAACUGUAUACAUGGUGAGCAUUAAAGAUAAUUUUUGAAUUAAAAAACAAUAGAAAGAAAAACAUCUUAACUAGAUUUUCUGUAUGUUUUGUAUCUUUAAACCACAACUUAGAUCUCCCUCAGAAGUUGUCUUCAUGGAAUGGAAUUAGGUAUGUAUGUGUGUGUAGGGGUGGGGGGGGGGGUACUUGGACUCGUGACCUCACUGACCUAUCUCUUUACCAUAUGUGGUAUCAUCCCUGGCAGUUAAUGAUAUCACUAUCGUUCUAUUCAUUGGAAGUGUGGCAUUUUGAGUCAUAAAAUCCAGCUCUGCGCGUUCUGCGCCAGUGAGCAAGGUGCAAACAAAUCAAUAUUUCCACAGAGGGGAGAAUAUUACUGCUCAUAUUGACAGUGACGACACCACCAAGAGCCAAUUCACAUUUCACAAUAACGACCUGCAGCUCAAACAUAAGUCAUUUUGAAAAACUGCACCAGGGAGCUGAAAGUGCUAAUGGCAGCUGUUUAAAUUCAGAAAAAUGUACAGUACACUACCGCUCUCAAUGAAAGGAGCAGAAUUGAUCGAUGGCUCCAUUCAUUCACUUUCCCAACCGCCCCCAUUUCAUCAAAAUGGCGUGACCUAUGGCUGCUGCCCAACUGGUGGAGCACAGAGGGUUCCCCGCCACAGAGGAUAUAAAUACAUGGAGAGCGAGCAAUUACCUAGAAGCAUUUACCCUCUCGUCGUCUCUUUGGACACCAGGCUCAAAAGAUCUCUGACACCAUGAAAGGUUUGAGGACCAUCACAUUAACUUAUGUACUCACCCUUUUACUACUGGCGUCCUUUAUUGCACAGUCGUGGAGUGCACCGAAGGGCUCUUUCCAACGGAGAAACUGGACCCCGCAGGCUAUGUUGUACCUCAAGGGCACUCAGGGACGCAGGUUCAUCUCAGAAGACCGAAAAGAAGGAGAUGUCUAUGACACAUUACACUUAGAGACCCGCAGUCAGAACACAGAGAAACUGAGCGUGGAUCAGGCUGCCACUGUCCUGCUCAAUUUCCUGCAGCAGACCAGAGAGGGAGCCGAUGAAAACCCAAAUGACGUGUAUUUCCAGGAGCUGCCAGUGUGGAAGAGAGAAUAUUUCUGAUUUUUGAAUACAAGGUGUUCGGUUCUUUGUGAGGGAGAAGAACAGCUGUUUUGUAAAUAUGAAUUCUCUGACUACGUUUGAAAUGUGAUGUUUUAAUAAAAAGAGUAUGUAUUCAUAGCACUA
Messenger RNA from Micropterus salmoides (largemouth bass), 1685 nucleotides. RefSeq names its product spexin prohormone 1-like. The record is from RefSeq and is a predicted model, not a curated record. Bases 1200 to 1562 code for a protein of 120 amino acids. Gene Ontology annotation, molecular function: neuropeptide hormone activity. Lineage: Eukaryota; Metazoa; Chordata; Actinopteri; Centrarchiformes; Centrarchidae. The transcript has 6 exons.